AUGGAAGAGGCAGGAGGAAACGGAGGGUUUCGGAAACGCAUGAAGCCAUCUGAUGAAGAGGAAAAAGGAGAGUCGAGAGAUGGAAUGAGUGUUGAUGAUACACAUGAGAAUGAGACGAAACUUGUUGCUUCUGAUGAGAUGGAACUUCACAUUGCUCAGAUUCUGGAUAAGAUUGAGAGCUUCACUCAGACUGUAUCUAAUCUGCUUGAUUCUGGAAAGACAAUGUUCAAGGAACUCAGUAACGAAUUUGAAGAACGCUUGAUCAUGAUACACAAGGAACAUGUUGAGAAGUGGCAGGAAGAGAUCAAGGAGUUGCGUUUGCUUGAUGCAUCAAACGAGGACACUACUUCCCUCUUGCACAACGCUCGAUUCCUGAUUCAGAAUCCUAACAUUGAGCCUUGA
Eruca vesicaria subsp. sativa (arugula) is the source of this 402-nucleotide messenger RNA. The record is from the annotation of a GenBank genome assembly. NCBI's taxonomy places the organism in Eukaryota, Viridiplantae, Streptophyta, Magnoliopsida, Brassicales, Brassicaceae.